AUGCACUCCGUCGAGCACCUGGCGCGCGCCGCCGCCGCCGCUCCCGGCGACGCCUCCGCCGUCCUCCUGCGCCUCCUCCCCGCAUGCGGCACCCUCCCCUCCCUGCGCGCCCUCCACGGCCGCCUCCUCGCGCGCGGCCUCCUCCGCGGCCUCCGCGCCCGCACCAAGCUGCUCAGCUGCUACGCCGCGCUCGGCGACCUCGCCUCCGCGCGCGGGGUGUUCGAGGGGACGCCCCGCCCGGACGCGUACGCCUACAGGGUCAUGCUCGGGUGGCUCAUCCACGCGGGGAGCCACGCGGACGCCGUCGCGCUCCACGGGGACAUGCAGCGGCGGUGCCCCGCGGCCGCGCAGGCCGACGUCGUGCUGUCCCUCGCGCUCAAGGCCUGCGUCAGGUCGGCGGAUUUCGGCUACGGGAGGAGGCUGCACUGCACCGUCGUCACGGCCGGCGGCGCCGAUAGCUUCGUGAUGAACUGCUUGGUCGACAUGUACGCCAAAGCUGGGGACCUGGAGACCGCCCGGAAGGUGUUCGACAGAGUUCCUGACCGGAAUGUGGUGUCGUGGACGUCGAUGCUGAGCGGGUCCAUCCAGAAUGGUUUCGCUGAAGAAGGAUUGGUGCUGUUCAACGAGAUGAGGAAAGACAGUGUGGAUCCAAGUGAAUACACGAUGGCGAGUGUUCUUUCUGCUUGUGCCAUGCUCGCUGGUUUGCAUCAAGGGAGGUGGAUCCAUGGAUCAGUGAUCAAACACGGCUUUUCUGCCAACUCUUUUGUCAGUGCCUCUCUGCUAGAUAUGUAUGCCAAGUGCGAGAAAGUAGAGGAUGCUCGACGUGUGUUUGAUGAGCUCGAGUCUGUUGACCUUGUUCUGUGGACAGCGAUGAUUGUGAGGUAUACACAGAACAAGUGCCCUCUUGAUGCCCUGCAGCUGUUUCUUCACAAGAAAUUUGCGAGCAUUGUUCCCGGCUCAUUUACCAUUCCCGCUGUUAUUUCUGCUUCUGCUCAGUUACGCAACUUAUCCCUCGGAAGAUCUAUUCAUGGUAUAGGGGUUAAGUUAGGUACAAUGGAGUCUGCUAUGGUCAGGAAUGCACUUGUCGAUAUGUAUGCCAAAUGUCAAGCCUUGCCAGAUGCUAACAGCAUAUUUGAAAGGAUUUUGAUCAAGGAUGUAGUCGCAUGGAAUUCAAUGAUGGCAGGUUACUCUGAGAAUGGGAUGGCCAAUGAAUCACUGGUACUAUUCAACCAGAUGAGGAUGCAGGGUUUAUCACCUGAUGCUAUCUCUGUGGUGAAUGCCAUUUCAGCUUGUGUUUGCUUGGCAGAUCUGCAUGUUGGUAAAUCUUUUCAUACUUACACGGUAAAGUAUGCAUUUAUGUCUGAUAUUUAUGUCAACACUGCUCUGCUGAACCUGUACAACAAGUGUGCUGAUCUCCUAUCUGCCCAGAGGAUUUUCAAUGAUAUGACUGACCGUAAUUCUGUCACUUGGUCUGCAAUGAUUGGCGGUUAUGGCAUGCAGGGUGAUUUAGCUGGUUCUAUUGGUAUUUUCAAUGAAAUGCUGAAAGACAAUGUCCACCCAAAUGAAGUAGUAUUCACAAGCAUCCUUUCCGCUUGUAGCCACACUGGAAUGGUUACUGCAGGAAAGGAAUAUUUUGAUAGCAUGGCACGGCAUUUUAACAUAACCCCUUCCAUGAAGCACUACGCCUGUAUGGUUGACGUGCUGGCCCGUGCCGGAAAUCUGGAAGAAGCAUUGGAAUUUAUACAGAAUAUGCCAAUGAAAGCAAGCAUUAGUGUCUGGGGAUCCUUCCUCCAUGGGUGCAAGCUACAUUCCAGGCUAGAAUUUGGAGAAGAAGCCAUCAAGAAGUUGGCUGGACUUCAUCCUGAAACACCAGAUUUUUGUGUGCUGAUGUCCAACUUAUAUAACUCAUAUGGAAGGUGGGAUAAAUCUCAAAACAUCAGAAGAUGGAUGCAGGAACAAGGGCUCGUGAAACUGCCUGGAUGCAGCUCCAUUGGGCAUGAUAAUGGAUGAUGAUGACACAGAGAUCUUGCAAAACAGAAAGGACCAUGGAGCUGUAUUUGUUGGUGUUUGGUAAAGAUUUAUAUGCAUUGCUGAGGACAUGUGGCAGCGGUAACACGAAAGCAAGAAGUUUUUAUAUGUGCAAAUAUCAUACCGGUAAAGAUAGCCAAAGAAGCAGAACGACAAUAAGGCAGUAACACUCUCUGAAUGGAGUACCCAGUUCCUUGUGAUUGCAUUGAAGUUAUGUGUAUCAGCUCACGAAGAAGUGAAGAUCCUUUAUUUUCCCCAUUGAGCACCAAAAACAUCACUUUUACAAAUUGAAUGGCGUACAGCGAAGCACUGAUGGACUAGAGGGAGUGGUUUAUCUCAAAAAAAAAGAGAAAAUUUUCGCGUAGUUUGGAAGUAAUCUCAUGUCAAGAAGGAAGCCUGACAGUUGCGGCAGGAAGGAUGCGUUCAUGCGUACUUGGAAAGAUGACACCCAUCUGCACUGUUUUCCCACACGUGCAUGCACCGUCACAACC
Molecule: messenger RNA, 2519 nt
Organism: Oryza brachyantha (malo sina)
Lineage: Eukaryota; Viridiplantae; Streptophyta; Magnoliopsida; Poales; Poaceae
Product: pentatricopeptide repeat-containing protein At2g03380, mitochondrial
Exons: 3
Coding region: 1-2010 (669 amino acids)
Biological process (GO): RNA modification
Molecular function (GO): protein binding; RNA binding
Source: RefSeq, a predicted model, not a curated record